This is a messenger RNA of Manihot esculenta (cassava), 1554 nucleotides long. Its product is annotated as nuclear transcription factor Y subunit A-10. Gene Ontology annotation, molecular function: DNA-binding transcription factor activity, RNA polymerase II-specific; RNA polymerase II cis-regulatory region sequence-specific DNA binding. Gene Ontology annotation, biological process: regulation of transcription by RNA polymerase II. The transcript is spliced from 6 exons. Bases 301 to 1296 code for a protein of 331 amino acids. The record is from RefSeq and is a predicted model, not a curated record. Lineage: Eukaryota; Viridiplantae; Streptophyta; Magnoliopsida; Malpighiales; Euphorbiaceae.
CUUGCAUGAAAGCUAGAGCUCAUUGGUGACUGGCCUGUAGUUUCAUCUCACUUGUAUGCAUUUAUCGCCGAUCUCUCUCUCUUUCUUCCCCUUUCCCUCACUUUCUUUCUGUUUUCUGCUUGAAAUUGUUCCGACAUGGCUCCUAACAAAUGGGGUUUCUCUCUGCUUCCGUUUCUCUAGAACUCGCAGCUGCUUCUUAUCUGCUACGUACUGUUUCUGUUAAUUUUCACAGACUGCAGGAUUUAAUUUGAACUUUAUCGCCUAAAGAAUCCAUUGUUCAAAUCAGCUUGGAGGAUUUUAAUGGCUGUGAAAACUCUGUACUUCAAAGAACAUGAAGAAAUCGUCCAUAACCCAAUUGGGCAGCUGUUGUCUGUGCCAUCAAUGCCCUGGUGGAAUGCUUUUGGAUCUCAAUCUUCUUAUGGUGAAUCCUGUGCUCUAUUCAAGCCUUCUUCAAUGGAACAGCCACCAACCGGUGAAGACCAGCUCUCUUCCAUGAAGCAAGCCAGGCGAGCUAUUGAGCAAGGGAUAGAUAAAGGGAAUAUCACUCAAUUCACUAUCUUUCCUGGUGACUGCAAAAGUUUAGGUGAUGGACAAAAAACUCCUCAGACAGCCAUCUCUCUGCAAACAUCUUUGCCUGAAUAUCAUGCUCAUAUUGAUCAGGGAUUUGGUCAGCCUAUGAUCUAUGCAAAAUAUCCUGGUGUGGAUGGAAGUUAUGGAGUAUUCUCAACUUAUGGACCUCAAGUAUUGGGGCGAAUAAUGCUGCCAAUGAACAUGACAACAGAUGAUGGACCCAUAUUUGUUAAUCCUAAGCAGUACCAUGGAAUCAUCAGGCGUCGAAAAACCCGUGCAAAGGCUGUACUGCUGGAGAAUAAGUCAACAAGAAAUCGUAAGUCUUACAUGCACCUUUCACGCCAUCUUCAUGCAAUGCGACGCCCAAGGGGAACUGGUGGCCGUUUCUUGAACACAAAGACUUCAGACAAUGGAAUAGGUAAAACUGAGGCAACGAAAGCUGGUGAUGCUAAAAUAUCAAAGUCAACUGGUUCCCAGAGUUCUGAAGUUGUGCAGCUUGACAGUGGAACAUUGAACUCAUCAACCGAAGCAAAUGGUGGUGGAUCAAGUCUUUCAGGAUCUGAAGUGACGAGUAUGUAUACUAGGAGAGAUCUUGAUUACUUCUCAAUCAACUUUUUGGCAUCACAAGUGCCAUCUUUUUCACUCAUGAUGGACAGUGGACAUAACAAUGUUAUGCCCACUAAGUGGGUUGCAGCAGCAGAUGACUGUUGCAACCUGAAAGUCUAACAACAAGUGUGUGGAUUUGGGGCUUAGUUCUUGAACUAAGCGUCAAAUCCCAUCGUCGAUGCAACCAGAUGAAGAAGGUCUGUUGCAUUUUAGUUUGUUGCACGCCUUUAUGGAGAUUGACUCUGCCAUUUGGUUGCUGGGCAAAUCAUUCUUGGCUCCUGCAUUAUGGUCAUCUUUGUCAUUCCAAGCAAUCCUGAAUUCAUUGGGUGAUCAGAGAUGAAAACCUUAAUGCAUUGUUAAAAAAAAAAAAAAAUUAAA